GAGAACAUGCAGCCGGAGGCCGUGGACUUCAUCAUCUCCGCCGUGUCCUCCGAGGCCGAACAGAUGGCGUCCCACUCCUUCGGCUGUCGGGUGAUCCAGCGCCUGGUCGAGCGCUGUCCGCACGAGCAGAUCGGGAACCUGCUGGACAAACUCACCGCGAGCGUCGGCAUGCUCUCCCAGGACCCAAGUUGCAACGGUGUCUCGGCAAUCUCAAGUUGGAAACUGACCUUCCAUGAGAACUGCAACUCCGGUUGGAGCGGAG
Messenger RNA from Prorocentrum cordatum, 262 nucleotides. The record is from the annotation of a GenBank genome assembly. Lineage: Eukaryota; Dinophyceae; Prorocentrales; Prorocentraceae.